Messenger RNA from Macrosteles quadrilineatus (aster leafhopper), 4059 nucleotides. RefSeq names its product voltage-dependent T-type calcium channel subunit alpha-1G-like. Gene Ontology annotation, biological process: calcium ion import; membrane depolarization during action potential; calcium ion transmembrane transport. Bases 1 to 4059 code for a protein of 1352 amino acids. The record is from RefSeq and is a predicted model, not a curated record. NCBI's taxonomy places the organism in Eukaryota, Metazoa, Arthropoda, Insecta, Hemiptera, Cicadellidae. The transcript has 26 exons. Gene Ontology annotation, molecular function: voltage-gated sodium channel activity; low voltage-gated calcium channel activity. Gene Ontology annotation, cellular component: voltage-gated calcium channel complex; plasma membrane; neuron projection.
AUGGUUAACCAAACUGGCAAAGAGUUGGUUUGUUGUAUUUCCUUAACACCCUGUACAUGGUUCGAGCGGAUCAGCAUGCUAGUGAUACUUCUCAACUGCGUCACAUUGGGCAUGUACCAACCCUGUGUGGACUUCGAGUGUGUCACCAACCGCUGCAAAAUACUGCAGAUGUUCGAUGACUUCAUCUUCGCCUUCUUUGCUCUGGAGAUGUCCAUCAAGAUGAUAGCUAUGGGAGUUUAUGGGAAAGGCACGUAUCUCGCAGACUCAUGGAAUCGACUUGAUUUCUUCAUUGUGUUAGCCGGGAUGCUCGAGUACUGUUUGAAUGUGGAGAACAUUAACCUGACAGCCAUCAGAACUAUUCGAGUACUAAGACCACUACGAGCCAUCAACAGAAUACCGAGUAUGCGGAUCCUAGUCAUGCUCCUUCUAGACACCCUGCCUAUGCUGGGUAACGUCCUUCUUCUUUGUUUCUUCGUUUUCUUCAUUUUCGGAAUCAUCGGGGUCCAGCUUUGGGAAGGUAUUCUUCGACAACGUUGUUUCCUAAAGCCAAUUCCCAACGUCACAUAUCCUAAGCCGCUGGCGGCGUACUACCAGUACCAAGAGCAAGACCGGGACUACAUAUGUUCCAAGCCGGAAGACAACGGGAUGCACAGAUGCAGCGAUCUGCCACCAUACAAACACGGGGAACUACUGUGUAACGAUACGGCUCUUCCAUGGAGCAACAACAUCCCUACCAACAAGUCCUGUGUCAACUGGAACUAUUAUUACACCGAGUGUAAACCUCAAGGCGACAACCCUUUCCAGGGGACCAUCUCCUUUGACAACAUCGGGUUGGCGUGGGUCGCUAUAUUCUUGGUGAUCAGCUUGGAAGGUUGGAGUGACAUCAUGUAUUACGUCCAGGACGCCCACUCCUUCUGGGACUGGAUCUACUUUGUACUCCUUAUUGUUAUUGGGUCUUUCUUCAUGAUAAAUCUGUGCCUUGUCGUCAUCGCUACUCAGUUCUCCGAGACGAAGAAGAGAGAGAUGGAGAGAAUGCGGCAAGAGAGAGCGCGUUACCAAAGUACAAGCACUCUAGCUUCGUCCACCAACAACUCUGAACCUACUUCUUGCUACGCGGAGAUAGUAAAACUUGUCGCUCACAUGUGGAGGAGAGGGAAGAGAAGACUGAUAAAAAAAUAUCGUCUUUGGAAGUACAGAAGACAUCAAAAGAGGGAACAAAAACUCAGCAUAAGCAAUAACAACGAGGACAACCCAACGUCUGUGGGCAGUCCAUUGGCGAUGCACCCGUUCAAACCGCAAGAGGGGGAAAAGUUUAAGUGUACAGUACCAGCGACAGUGGUCAUUUCCCCCACUCCUCGACGGCAUCGCUCCCCACCACCGGAGGCUCCUCCUCCCACUGUGCCUACAAUAGAGGUGAUAGAAGACACGCCCCCGAGUCCCAAGAGGCCGUCCUUACUGCGGGUGCCUUCCUUUAAUAACGGCUCUCAUUGGGAACAGGAGAGUCACACGGGGGCUAGUCUUCUCAGUCCUCCAGGAACCACGAACCUCUCUCGACGCAGAAGUAGUGUGAUGUUCAACGACGUGGUCCUCCUGCAUGGAGAGAACACCCCGAAUGUUCAGCAGACAAGGAACGUGUGCUCCAGCGAGAAACAGACUCAGACCGGAGAAGGAGAUUGGCCUGAUAGUGAUUCACACACUGUCAUCAUCCCUUCGUCAGCACAACAUCAGACAUCAACUGCUGAAGCGAUGACUUGUCAGGAACUCUUGGCUCUCAGUGGAGCACUCAGUGCAGCUCUCCCUACAGGCCAGCUUGCUCUCGACUCUUUGUUCAACUCGCUCAGCAAAGGAGUUCUUCAACCUCAGAUCCAGUUUGCUACUAGCAUUGGAGCUAUGGAUCGGUCGGCCGUUGACUGGACAAGUUACGACAAGCCAAGAUCCAGUUGCUGCGGUUGCGGUCAUACCUGGUAUUGUGCUUUCCAAUGCGUCUACUCCGGAUGCGGCGCUGCCAGGAGAUGUGUACAGUUGCUUGUGGAGCACAAGUACUUCCAGCAAGGGAUCCUACUCGCCAUCCUCAUCAACACGCUCAGCAUGGGGAUAGAGUAUCACAACCAGCCAGAGGAGCUAACAGUAAUAGUGGAGACCAGCAAUAUUAUUUUCUCUGCUGUUUUCGCUUGCGAGAUGCUUCUCAAGGUGAUUUCAGAAGGCCCUUUUGGCUACAUCAGCAAUGGUUUUAACGUCUUCGAUGGCAUCAUUGUCAUCCUGAGUGUGAUCGAGCUUGGUCAGACCUUCCUAGGGGAACGGGAAGGAAGUUCAGGCCUCAGUGUCCUAAGGACCUUCAGACUUUUGAGGAUCCUGAAGCUUGUCAGGUUCAUGCCUAACCUCCGCCGUCAGCUGGUCGUCAUGCUUAGAACCAUGGAUAACGUCGCAGUGUUCUUCUCUCUCCUGAUACUCUUUAUCUUCAUCUUCAGUAUCCUCGGAAUGAACCUGUUUGGAUGCAAAUUCUGCGAACCAAAUAAUAACGGACAACAGACUUGCGAUAGGAAGAACUUUGACUCACUUUUGUGGGCGUUAGUGACCGUUUUCCAGAUUCUCACCCAAGAGGAUUGGAAUGUUGUCCUCUUCAACGGUAUGGAAAAGACAAGUCACUGGGCAGCAUUGUAUUUUGUGGCGUUGAUGACGUUUGGAAACUACGUCUUAUUCAACUUGCUGGUCGCCAUCUUGGUGGAAGGAUUCUCAUCGGAGAGGAGAGAACGUGAACAACGGGAGCUUGCUAAGGCUCAAGCCGCCGCUGCAGCCAGGAAGUACUCCGAGUGCUACAGUGACGACAUAUACAGCUCCUGUUCUGCAUCGGAGAGCGACAGUUUCCAACAGGAAUACAAAAACGAGUGGGAGACGGAACAUACUAGAAAGUCAAAGGACAAUGGGCACAGAGAAAAGGAGAACUGCUGGAAACAGAAACGGAAACAGAACAAUGGGCAGUGUGAAGCAAAGUGCAAUAUACAAAAAGAGAGUCAGAUGCUGGGAGCUUCUAGUGGAGUUGCUAGUGCAAUGCCCAUCAUCACACAUACAGCAGCAACUCCUCAAGACUCUCCAAACACGACUCUAGGCCAUUCUCAGAGGGAAUUCAACAACAGGCUGCAAUCAGCUAUUGCACUGUAUUCUAGCUCAUUGUCCAUAGACUCAAUUGACUGCUCUAUUUCGUCCCAGGGCAGUGGAUUGUUGAAACCUCCAAAUUUGACCAUCAAUAAUUUGAAUCCUCAGGGGCCGCAGGUUCGCAGAAGUUCGCCGGCCUCUAAUAUGCAGAAGAAGGAACCGCUUCCCUUAGCUCCAAGAUUUCAAAGGGGUUAUUCAUGGAAGAUUUCAAGGCCCUCUUUGAAGAGAAAGAUGAAAAGUUCUUCUGAACCAGAUGAAGAUCAAGAGGUGGUGUUGAACAACAACAACCACUUGCUGUCUGGAUCUCUUCAUUUGUCUGACCACUCCCACUGCAAUGGCGGCCUGCUGGGUAACACAAUCCGUAACAACACACAGUGUCGUAGGAACAGCUGCACUGCCAACAGACUCAGUCCUCAGAGUCAUAGCUCAAAAAGUCGACCUCCUUCAGGAUGUUGUCACACACCACAGGUUGCUUGGGUGGGAGGCAGUACAGCAGGUCCUCUCACCAGGCAGAGCUCUGUCAGCGGAGGAAGCUCUGGCAGUAAUCAGCUGCUUCCACCACAGGUGCCUGCCAUACAGAUCAUCAAGACUGGCUCCGCCCACAAUUCACACAUGAGCGUCGCCUCAGGUAGAGAUCUGAGCGUACAGAACCUCUCCGAGUGUUACGCUAAGCCACUCAACAAGCUGUCAGAUCGUCCAGCCUCCCCAGCGCCUCUUCCACGGGUCAACAAGAUACGAGAACCGACGGUUGAGCGAUUACCCAUGCCACUACCAGAGGAAGCCACUCAAACUGAGGACGAUCUCUCACCCGGGCUGCGGAAAGUCUUCUUCUUCUUCGAGGAAAAGGGGUGCCUUAAGGAUAGAGUGGACUAUUCGCUCUAUAUAUUUCCACCAGAACACCCGUGA